CAAAUAACAAUCACGGUGUUUCAAUGUGCUGUCGAUAGUAGUGGACUAUGUUAACAGAGAUUUAUUCACAAACGAAUAUUACAUUAUAAACAAGUAUCAUGACAAUCCUGUCUAAAUUAAGUGAUCGAUCGGUGCUGUAUAAAAUAUGAAAUAUCCAUUUCUGAUCUAUAGUAUCACUGAAAUGCGACACUUAACCUUAUAGUUUGUAGAGGUUAUGUUGUGAAGUAAAUAAUUUUCUACGAAGUCAAAGACUUUUUAAAGGAAUUUCUUACAACAAACCUUGCAAAAUGUCGUAUUUAACGAGAAAGGAAAUAGAUGAAAUGAAACCGCAAAUUGAAAAAGCGGUUCAUAAGUUUCUCGGUUUUGGAGAACCUGCUAUUGUUACCACUGCUGUCAAUUGUAUUACUUCUGGAUAUGAUAAACGCAAAACAGCGGACAAAUUAUCUGCUUUGUUGGAAGACAAAAAGGCUUCAAAAUUAACUGAGAAAAUAUUUGCGAUUUAUGACGAUGCUAGGGCAGCACAAAAAAGUAAAAAGCGUAAUCAUGUGGAAGACAAAGAUAAAGACAAAGAUGCGAAGAAACCUAGAUUCAGGGACGAUGAGGUCAAAAAUGAGAAAACAACGGAAGCACAACUAUCAGCAGAUAAGAUACGACAAAUGAUGGCUAAUGCCCAACGAGAGAUCGAAGAAAGGAAGAGGGCAUUGAAAGCGAUAAAACAGGAAGAAUCAGCACCAGUGAAACCUUUAUUAAAAGCGCGAGAUUCGUUGCCAACAGUAGGAAGCAUGUAUAAUCAAGGUCUAUUAAGUAAAACAGAUUCGGACAAAGCACGAAAAAUUGCUGCAUUACAAGCUCAAAUUAGAAGUAAACUAAGCUCGGGAUUACUGGGUAAUGUCAAUGUACCAGAUAAACCAACUCCAUUGAUCUUAGAUGAAUCUGGAAGAACUGUAGAUAUAACGGGCAAGGAAGUUCAACUUACUCAAGUAGUGCCAACGUUAAAAGCAAAUAUUCGAGCAAAGAAACGCGAAGAAUUCAAAGCACAGUUACAAGAAUCUAAAGGUCCAGAAGAAAUCCAGGAUACGCACUUCUUCGACACCAGAAUAGGUGUGAAACCUGCAAUACGUGGCAAGCGUACGUUGAAAUUUCAUGAACCGGGAAAAUUCCAACAGUUGGCCGAAAGAAUUCGUAUGAAAGCCCAGUUAGAGAAAUUGCAAAAUGAAAUUAGUCAAAUUGCUAGAAAAACUGGUAUAAGUUCAGCGACAAAAUUGGCGCUCAUAGCGCCAAAAACUGAAGCCCUUAGCGAAGAUGUGCCUAACGUAGAAUGGUGGGAUUCUGUUAUAUUAACAGGGGGAUAUCCAAAUGAAGAUGAACCUACAACCAUUAAAAAUUCUACUAUUACGAAUCUAGUGGAACAUCCUACACAAAUGCGACCGCCAACCGAUCCAUUAAAACCGAUAUACAUGCCCGUAUUUUUAACAAAGAAGGAACGCAAAAAAUUACGUAGACAAAAUAGACGGGAGGCUUGGAAGGAAGAACAAGAGAAAAUUCGAUUAGGUCUGGAGCCGCCACCAGAACCAAAAUUACGAAUUUCAAAUCUUAUGCGAGUGUUAGGUACAGAAGCCGUACAAGACCCCACUAAAAUUGAAGCCCAUGUUCGGCAGCAAAUGGCUAAAAGAUUAAAGGCCCAUGAGGAUGCUAAUGCGGCACGUAGACUCACUGCUGAUCAACGACGUGAAAAGAAAGCGCGGAAACUUAAGGAGGACACUACACUUGGUGUACAUGUAGCUGUUUAUAGAAUACGCGAUCUUGUAAACAACGCUUCGAAGAAGUUUAAAGUCGAAACAAACGCGAAACAGCUGUAUCUCACAGGCUGUGUAAUGCUUUUCCGCGACUGCAAUGUUGUCGUAGUAGAAGGGGGAGCAAAACAGUUAAGUAAAUAUAAACGAUUGAUGAUGCAUCGUAUCAAGUGGGAGGAAGAUAUCAUAAAAGACAACGAUGGAAACGAUGUACCAAACAAAUGUGUACUUGUAUGGGAAGGUACUAGUAAACAACGUCAUUUUGGGGAAAUCAAAUUUAAGGUUUGCCCGAUCGAAAAGAUGGCUCGGGAACAUUUUAAGAAACACCAGGUUGAACAUUACUGGGAUUUAGCUUACAGUGGGGCGGUUCUCGAUAACACGGAUGAUAUUCAUUCUUAGAAGCCACUCUGUAAUUUAAGCAAUAAAUGUUAAUGCUAAUACAAAUGCAACUAUAGAUAAUUUCAGUACGAUUCAAAUAAGUAAUUACUAUGGAAGCAUAGUGAGAAAGUGAAAAUGUAAGCAGUGGCACACAGCGCGAAAAUAAAAGUGCUCAAGGCCUCUGAUAACAUAGUUUUCUUUUCAAGUAGCUAGAGACCCUUGGAUCCAAGAUGUGUAGUUGAGUCUUCGACGUGAAUUCACGAAUCAGAUAGAAAUAUAGCUACAUAUUAUGUAAAUAUCGAUAUUCGAUUCAAGAUUAUACUUUCCAUUAGCUAUUGAACAAAUAUUCACAAAGUGAUAAUAACAUUUAGAAUGAAUUCCAAAUUUGUUGAUACCUUCAAGGUAUUAUUAAAAAAUAUGUUUAUGUUUCGUUUUACGUGAUUCUAUUAUUGAAUCUUAGUUUAUACUUGAAGAACAUUGAUCAUUUGACAAAACUUCAAACUUUCAUUCUUUAAACUCUAGACUAUAUUUUUCAGUAUGUCUUCCCACGCGCGACAUAAAUAACUGCACGUGACGCAUAAUAUCCUUUUGUGGAUUCUCGCAGUAAGAUCGUAGGCGCAUAAAGCAGUGAAUCAAUCACAACGUCGUCUCCAAGAAUGUUAAUCCAUAGUCGACAUUACGGUCAAGCCUGCGAGUGUCAAUUAACAUAGCGCGAUGACACUGUGCUGCUAAAAAAACGCAAAGUAUGUCGCGAAGAUGCACACAGGAUCAGAGCCGCCUCUAAAGGUUGUGGAACCCUGAGUAAAAGUCCAUGUGAUCAAGAAGAUAGAUACAGAGCCGGCACCAGCACAUGUACACCCGGUUCUAAAAUAAUUUCAGACUGAAGUAGUGUCA
This is a messenger RNA of Megachile rotundata (alfalfa leafcutting bee), 3065 nucleotides long. RefSeq names its product pre-mRNA processing factor 3 (gene Prp3). Gene Ontology annotation, cellular component: U4/U6 x U5 tri-snRNP complex. Gene Ontology annotation, biological process: mRNA splicing, via spliceosome. The record is from RefSeq and is a predicted model, not a curated record. Lineage: Eukaryota; Metazoa; Arthropoda; Insecta; Hymenoptera; Megachilidae.